Molecule: messenger RNA, 3905 nt
Organism: Coregonus clupeaformis (lake whitefish)
Lineage: Eukaryota; Metazoa; Chordata; Actinopteri; Salmoniformes; Salmonidae
Product: rho GTPase-activating protein 12
Exons: 20
Coding region: 286-3027 (913 amino acids)
Biological process (GO): signal transduction; regulation of GTPase activity
Cellular component (GO): cytoplasm
Molecular function (GO): protein binding
Source: RefSeq, a predicted model, not a curated record
CAUACGGGAACGUCAGGGAAAAGUGGAAACAAGGCGGAGAAAAUGUGUGUAGUUAGUGCUGUUACCUUUCUAGAAGCCUUGUGACUUGACGGUGUAGUGUCGACAGGGAAGUCGAGGCGAAAAGACAAGACGAAAAGUUUAUGGAAUUAUACAUUCUUCACAAGUGCUUACUUUGACAAAACAAGGAUUAUCCCUGCCAGAAGAAAAGUUGUACAGUGGGCCAUGCAGAGCCAGGCUGUGUCCCUGCGGCGGUGAGCUCCAGCACCAGCCAGUGUUUUCACCGUGAUGGCGGCAGAGCGGGAUGGGCGGGGGUGUGAGCUGCCCAUUGCCCCGGGCCAGGUGUACAUCGAGGUGGAGUAUGACUACGAUUACAAAUCCAAGGAGCGCCAGGUCUCCAUCCGCCAGGGAGAGUGUUACAUGCUGGUGAAAAAGACCAACCAGGACUGGUGGCAGGUCAAGAAAGAGGAGGGGACCAAGGCGUUUUAUGUCCCAGCGCAGUACGUCAGGGAGGUCCGUAAGGCCCUCAUGCCGCCUCCCAAGCCCCUGCACCUGGGGCAUUACCGUGGGGGGAGUGGGGGGAACCCGGUGCGGGUCAAGCCCAGCGUCCUGGAGAUGGACAGAGACAGAUCUAACGAGAACCUGAAUGUGACCAGUUUCGGCCGGCCCUCUCCCUCGUCACCCUCCCCCUCCUCCUCGUCGGGGGCAGCCCUCACCCCUCCGAGCCAGCGCAGGGACAGGGAUGCCAACCAGAACCCUGGUAGAGACCCUGGCAGCCCCACCGACCACGACAGGGCCUUGACAGAUGUCCUCCAAAACAGCCACCCUCACCCCCACGCUCCUGGACGGGGAUGUAACACGUUGCCCCGUGCCCGUGCCUCCUCCCCAGAGCUCCGCAGGGCACCCCUGGACGUGGACAUGCCGCCGGGGCACUGUGACUCAGAGGGGUCGGAGAGACGCAACGACUCAGAGUCUGGAGAUGAGCUGAGCAGCAGUUCUACUGAACACCUGCAGACCGUCUCUCUGUCGGGUCAGGGUGGUCGUCCUGAGUCUCCUGUCUACACUAACCUCCAGGAGCUGAAGAUCUCUGGGUCCAGCCUGCCCCCCGACCCCUCCAGCUCCCCGCAGCACGUCCUGGGGGACUGGGAGACACAUAAGGACCAGAGCGGCAGACAGUACUACUACAACUGUUCCACCCAGGAGAGAACAUGGAAGCCUCCCCGAGCCAGAGACGCUAGCAGUGGCAGCAGCAGCCGCGGUGAAUCCCACAGCAAUAGCACUGGGGAGACAGAGAUGACUCCACCGCUCUCUCUCUCCCCGUCCUUCCUUCCUCUCCUCUCGCUCUCCAUUGGUCGGUUCCAGCCUCUGUUGUUGGAGGACAACGGCCACAGCACAUAUUCUAGCCAAUCAGACAGCCAGUACGGCUUCCCGCCCCGGGGUUGGUCAGAAGAGCUGGAUGAGCAUGGACACACUCUGUAUGUCAAUGACUAUACUAAUGAGAAGUGGAUAAAGCAUGUUGAUGAACAGGGCAGACCCUACUACUACAGUGCUGAUGGCUCCAGGUCAGAGUGGGAGCUGCCCAAGUACAACCACUCCCCCCCUCCUCUGCCUGGUGGAGGAGACGGGACCCCUGAAAGCCUCAGUCUGGACAGGAAACACGUAGACCCCAUCGUCCUGACCAAGUGGAGAAACAGCACCAACGUGCUGGACACCAACGACAAGCGGCUCAUCAAAAACAACAGGCGUUUCCGUACGGGCUCUGGUCGCCCCCACCCCUACAGACAGACACAAGACGGUACGUUGGGCCCCAAGGUCCCUGGCUCUCCAGACUCUGACUCCUCAGACCCCUCGUCCCACAAGCCCCCUACCUCUCCUUCGGAGAAGUGUGGUAUUCUCAACGUGACCAAGAUCACUGAGCAUGGAAAGAAAGUACGGAAGAACUGGACGUCGUCCUGGACGGUUCUCCAGGGCUCCUCGCUGAUAUUCAAUAAAGGCCAGGGGGGCGGGACCAGCUGGUUUGGAGGAAGCCAGUCUAAACCAGAGUUCACUGUGGACCUGAGAGGAGGAUCUAUAGAAUGGGCUUCCAAGGACAAGUCAAGCAAGAAACAUGUCAUUGAGCUGAAAACCCAUCAGAGUACAGAGUUGCUGAUCCAGUCAGAGAACGACGUCGUCAUCAACGAAUGGUACAGGGCACUGAUGGACACCAUCAGCACACACGCCUGGGAGUCAGAUGAGGCUAUAGAGGAGGACAUGCCAGAGUCUCCUGGACUGGAGAAACAAGACAAGGAGAGAGAGCACAGAGACUCUAAGAAGAGCCGAGCCAUGAAGAGUUCCACCAGUAUGGACGCGUCGGACAACAAGAAGACCAGAAUCAAGCUGAAGAAGUUCCUGACACGCAGACCCACUCUGCAGACAGUCAGAGACAAGGGCUAUAUCAAAGACCAGGUGUUUGGUUGCAGUCUGAGUGACCUCUGUCAGAGAGAGAACGCAUCCGUGCCGAGCUUCGUCACCAUGUGCAUCGACCACGUGGAAAACAACGCUCUGAACGUGGACGGGCUGUACAGAGUGAGUGGGAACCUGGCGAUCAUCCAGAAACUACGCUUCGCUGUCAAUCAUGAUGAGAAGGUGGACCUGGAGGAAGGGAAGUGGGAGGAUAUCCAUGUGACUACAGGAGCGUUGAAGAUGUUCUUCAGAGAGCUGCCUGAACCCCUCUUCACAUAUGGACUAUUCCAUGACUUUGUCAACGCCAUCAAGAUCCCAGACUACAAGCAGCGUGUCCAGUCCGUCAAGGAGCGAGUCAAACAGUUGCCAAAACCCAAUCAGGACACUAUGCAGGUCCUCUUCAAACACCUCAGGAGGGUGAUUGACCACGGUGAGGAGAACCGUAUGACGACCCAGAGCGUGGCCAUAGUGUUCGGCCCCACCCUCCUCAGACCCGAGACAGAGACGUGGAACAUGGCGGUCCACAUGGUCUAUCAGAACCAGAUAGUAGAGCUCAUCCUGCUGGAGUACGAGGGCAUCUUUAGGUAGACACCAGAGGGGUGACCUUUCCCCUGGGUACAGGUCUAGGAUCAGCUUCCCUUCCCACAAUCCUAACCUUAACCAUUAGUGGAGGAAAUGCUAAACUGACCUAGGAUCAGCGUCUAGGGGCAUCUUCACCCUACACCGGUAGAGACGCGAGGUGAUGUUCACUAGGAACGACACGGAAGCAAACGGCCGAAACGGAGAAGGGACUACGUGAACACUUGUUUUUGUUUUCCGUUGUAAAAUGCUUCGUAACGUUGUGCUGUAAUAAAUUCCAACCCAGGCCUCCUCUCUGAACACCAUCACCACCAUGAUUAUGCAGAGCUCUCAACCCAACCCAGGCGAGACCGGUCCAACUCACCUCCCUCUAACCUGUAGUCAUUCACGCCUCAGAAUCCAUCUCCCGCGAACCAAACCUGUAAGACAAGGACUUAUUAAACACAACCAAUAAAACUCAAGUUGAGACUCUUUGCACUUAGCAGCAAAUUUGGAUGAUGCUUCCCCCCUCCCUGCUCCUCUCUCCAUGACUGGUUUUGUGGGACUUUCUGCAAAAGGCAAAAUCCAAUCCUGACUGUCCAUACACUGGAUUACUAUGGUCGAUACCUGAGCUAGACUCUCGCCUGGAUAGACUGGCUGAAUGGAGGGUAGACUGGCUGAAUGGAGGAUGGACUGGCUGAAUGGAUGGAGGGUAGACUGGCUGAAUGGAGGGUGGACUGGCUGAAUGGAGGAUGGACUGGCUGAAUGGAGGAUGGACUGGCUGAAUGGAGGGUAGACUGGCUGAAUGGAGGGUAGACUGGCUCAAUGACUGAAUAUCCAGAGCGACUUACAGGAGCAAUUAGGUUUAAGUGCCUUGCUCAAGGGUACAUCAACAGAUUGUUCACCUA